Messenger RNA from Neofelis nebulosa (Clouded leopard), 3548 nucleotides. It is a transcript of the gene IPO5, whose product is annotated as importin 5. The record is from RefSeq and is a predicted model, not a curated record. The transcript is spliced from 28 exons. Gene Ontology annotation, molecular function: small GTPase binding; nuclear import signal receptor activity. The coding region runs from base 196 to 3489 and encodes 1097 amino acids. NCBI's taxonomy places the organism in Eukaryota, Metazoa, Chordata, Mammalia, Carnivora, Felidae. Gene Ontology annotation, biological process: protein import into nucleus. Gene Ontology annotation, cellular component: nucleus; cytoplasm.
GUGGUUCCAGGGAGAAACUUUGCCAGGACCCACGUAUGGGCACAGCUGUUUUCCCUGAUCAGGAUCUUUGCAGCACCCAACAGGGAAAGGACAUUCCUAAGCAAGAAACACUGCUCAGGAAGUACUGCACCAUGUCUCCAGGUCCCUGAGAAUCAAGUCAGAAAACUGGAAGCAACGGAAAGCACUAUAAGCGCAAUGGCGGCGGCCGCGGCGGAGCAGCAACAGUUCUACCUGCUCCUGGGAAACCUGCUCAGCCCCGACAAUGUGGUCCGGAAACAGGCAGAGGAAACCUACGAGAAUAUCCCAGGCCAGUCAAAGAUCACAUUCCUCUUACAAGCCAUCAGAAAUACAACAGCUGCUGAGGAGGCUAGACAAAUGGCUGCCGUUCUCCUAAGACGUCUUUUGUCCUCUGCAUUUGAUGAAGUCUAUCCAACUCUUCCUUCUGAUGUUCAGACUGCCAUCAAGAGUGAGCUACUGAUGAUUAUUCAAAUGGAAACCCAGUCUAGCAUGAGGAAAAAAAUCUGUGAUAUUGCUGCAGAACUGGCCAGGAAUUUAAUAGAUGAGGAUGGCAACAACCAGUGGCCCGAAGGUUUGAAGUUCCUUUUUGAUUCAGUCAGCUCUCAAAAUAUGGGACUGCGGGAAGCUGCCCUUCACAUUUUCUGGAACUUUCCUGGAAUUUUUGGGAACCAACAGCAGCACUAUUUAGACGUUAUCAAACGGAUGUUAGUUCAGUGUAUGCAAGAUCAGGAACAUCCAUCGAUCAGGACAUUAUCUGCUAGAGCUACAGCUGCAUUUAUACUUGCAAAUGAGCAUAAUGUUGCUCUAUUCAAACAUUUUGCAGACUUGUUACCCGGAUUCUUACAGGCUGUGAAUGACUCAUGCUACCAGAAUGACGAUUCUGUCUUAAAGUCCCUCGUUGAGAUUGCAGAUACCGUUCCAAAGUAUUUGCGUCCUCAUUUAGAAGCUACUUUACAGCUAAGUCUAAAGUUGUGUGGAGACACCAGCCUCAAUAAUAUGCAACGCCAGCUCGCCCUUGAAGUAAUCGUGACCCUCUCUGAGACUGCAGCUGCUAUGUUAAGAAAACAUACCAAUAUUGUUGCACAGACUAUUCCUCAGAUGUUAGCGAUGAUGGUUGAUCUUGAAGAGGACGAGGACUGGGCGAAUGCAGAUGAGCUGGAAGAUGAUGACUUUGACAGCAAUGCGGUUGCUGGUGAGAGCGCUCUGGACCGAAUGGCCUGUGGACUUGGUGGGAAGCUGGUGCUGCCGAUGAUCAAGGAACACAUUAUGCAGAUGCUCCAAAAUCCUGACUGGAAAUACCGGCAUGCAGGAUUAAUGGCCUUAUCUGCCAUUGGUGAAGGAUGCCACCAGCAAAUGGAAGGAAUUUUAAAUGAGAUAGUAAAUUUUGUUUUGCUUUUUCUUCAGGAUCCUCAUCCAAGAGUAAGGUACGCAGCCUGUAAUGCCGUGGGACAGAUGGCUACAGAUUUUGCACCUGGCUUCCAAAAGAAAUUUCAUGAGAAGGUGAUCGCGGCCCUGCUGCAGACCAUGGAGGACCAGGGCAAUCAGCGAGUGCAGGCCCAUGCUGCUGCCGCUCUGAUCAACUUCACUGAGGACUGUCCCAAGUCACUGCUUAUUCCAUAUUUAGACAAUUUGGUGAAACAUCUACAUUCCAUCAUGGUACUUAAACUUCAAGAGUUGAUUCAGAAAGGCACCAAGUUAGUUCUGGAACAAGUUGUGACAUCUAUCGCAUCAGUUGCAGAUACCGCAGAGGAAAAAUUUGUCCCCUACUAUGACUUAUUUAUGCCAUCACUAAAGCACAUCGUCGAGAACGCAGUUCAGAAGGAACUCCGACUUCUCAGAGGAAAAACUAUUGAGUGCAUCAGCCUCAUUGGUCUAGCCGUUGGGAAGGAAAAAUUCAUGCAAGAUGCAUCAGAUGUGAUGCAGCUCUUGUUGAAGACCCAGACGGACUUUAGCGAUAUGGAAGAUGAUGAUCCCCAGAUCUCUUACAUGAUCUCAGCAUGGGCCAGAAUGUGCAAAAUUCUUGGAAAAGAAUUUCAGCAGUACCUUCCAGUGGUUAUGGGGCCUUUAAUGAAGACCGCUUCAAUUAAGCCUGAAGUAGCCCUUUUAGAUACCCAAGACAUGGAAAACAUGAGUGAUGAUGACGGAUGGGAGUUUGUGAACCUUGGAGAUCAGCAAAGUUUUGGUAUUAAAACUGCAGGACUGGAAGAAAAGUCCACUGCUUGUCAGAUGCUGGUUUGCUAUGCUAAAGAGUUAAAGGAAGGCUUUGUGGAAUACACUGAACAAGUUGUCAAACUGAUGGUCCCUCUACUGAAAUUUUAUUUCCAUGAUGGUGUUCGAGUGGCGGCAGCAGAAUCCAUGCCUCUUCUCCUGGAAUGUGCGAGAGUUCGUGGUCCUGAGUAUCUCACACAGAUGUGGCAUUUUAUGUGUGAUGCUCUAAUCAAGGCCAUUGGCACAGAACCAGACUCAGAUGUCCUCUCAGAAAUAAUGCAUUCUUUUGCAAAGUGCAUUGAAGUAAUGGGAGAUGGAUGCCUUAAUAAUGAACAUUUUGAAGAAUUGGGAGGCAUAUUGAAAGCUAAACUCGAAGAACAUUUUAAAAAUCAAGAAUUACGGCAAGUUAAAAGACAAGAUGAAGACUAUGAUGAACAGGUGGAAGAGUCACUACAAGAUGAGGAUGAUAACGAUGUUUAUAUUCUGACCAAAGUGUCAGACAUUUUACACUCAAUAUUCAGUAGCUACAAGGAAAAGGUGUUACCAUGGUUUGAACAGCUGCUCCCAUUAAUUGUCAACCUAAUUUGUCCACAUAGACCAUGGCCAGACAGACAAUGGGGAUUGUGCAUCUUUGAUGAUGUCAUAGAACACUGUAGUCCAGCCUCUUUUAAAUACGCAGAAUAUUUUUUAAGGCCGAUGCUCCAAUAUGUGUGCGACAGCAGCCCCGAAGUGAGGCAAGCAGCUGCGUAUGGCCUGGGUGUCAUGGCACAGUACGGUGGAGAGAACUACCGGCCUUUCUGUACAGAAGCACUUCCACUGCUGGUAAGAGUUAUUCAGUCUGCUGAUUCUAAGACCAAAGAAAACGUCAAUGCCACAGAGAACUGCAUCUCAGCAGUGGGGAAGAUUAUGAAGUUCAAGCCUGACUGUGUGAACGUGGAAGAAGUCCUGCCUCACUGGUUGUCUUGGCUUCCACUUCAUGAGGAUAAAGAAGAAGCUGUUCAGACUUUCAAUUAUCUGUGUGACUUGAUCGAAAGUAAUCAUCCAAUCGUUCUUGGCCCCAACAAUACCAAUCUGCCCAAAAUAUUCAGUAUAAUUGCAGAAGGAGAAAUGCAUGAGGCAAUUAAACAUGAAGAUCCUUGUGCCAAACGUCUGGCUAAUGUAGUCCGCCAAGUACAGACUUCUGGAGGAUUGUGGACUGAGUGCAUAGCACAGCUCAGUCCCGAGCAGCAGGCAGCCAUACAGGAGCUCCUGAACUCUGCUUGAAGGGCCUUAAUAUCACCACCAGAAAACUAACUCCAAAUAAACGUUUACCCUUUUGUUUA